GGAACGGAAAUCGGUUUGCGUAACCACUACCACCGAUUCAUUCAUUUCAUUCUAAUCAAUUUUCCACUCCCACCGCACUACCUCCCUACAAUUUCUCUCCUCUCCAUAUCUCCUCCUAUAAUUCAUCAUCUUCUUCUUCUUCUUCAUCUGUUUCUUCUUCUUCUUCUUCAUCUGUUUCUUCCUCCUCGGUUAAACCCUCCUCCUCCUCCUCCUCCUCCUCCCUCUUUAUAUUUCUACAUCUUUUCAAGGUAUUCUAUUUUCCCAAUUAUUGCCAUAAAUCUGUGCGGAUUCUUGUAUGCCAGGAUCUGGACAUCAUAUCUCAUACUCUUGACUUCUUCUUCAGUGCCCGUAAGCUGUGGAAUUGAGCCUGUAAAUUAUUUUGGAAACGAGCAAAUGGCUCAUAUGCUUCGCCCUAACAAAAGAAGUAGGGAAAUAGAAGAUUUCUCAAGACAGCAGAAGCUUCAGAUUUCCUUAGAUUAUAAUGCUUGUCAAGAUGAUGCUGAUCGUCCAGCAAGCAUUAUAAACCCAAAUGCUGUAUCAACAGGUUUAAGGCUAUCGUAUGAUGAUGAUGAGCACAACUCCUCUGUUACCACUGCAAGUGGAAGCAUGACAGCUGCACCUUCUAUCAUAUUUUCUCUUGGUGAUAAUCUCAGGAUCGAGAUUGAUAGACAAAAGGAAGAACUGGAUCAAUAUAUUAAAAUUCAGGAAGAACAUUUGGCAAAGGGCAUUAGGGAGAUGAAGCAAAGACAUAUGGCUUCAUUUGUUAAUGCGAUCGAGAAAGGCAUUGGAAAGAAACUACAUGAAAAGGAUGUAGAAAUUGAGAACAUGAACCGUAAAAAUAGGGAACUAGUGGAGAGAAUAAAGCAGGUUGGCACUGAAGCCCAGAAUUGGCAGUGCAGAGCGAAGUACAAUGAAUCAGUCGUAAACGUCCUGAAAAGCAACCUUCAGCACGUUAUCUCACAGGGUGCGGACCAAGCGAAGGAAGGAUUUGGAGACAGUGAAGUGGAUGAUGCUGCUUCACACGUUGAUUCAAACAAUUACCUUAGUGUUCCAGGUGGAACUAUGAGAUCCUCAACCAGGAAUUUAGCAGGUUUCAAGGAGCGCAUGAUCUGCAGAGCAUGCAAGGCAAAAGAGGUUUCCAUCCUACUCAUGCCUUGUAGACAUUUAUGUUUGUGCAAAGAUUGCAAUGGACUUGUAAGUGUCUGUCCUGUCUGUCAGUUGAUCAAAACGGCUGGUAUCCAAGUGUACUUGUCCUAAAUUAUAAUCUUACCAAAGAGGAAAAUAAAAUCUUUAUCCUUGUGUAUGUGUGAUA
Molecule: messenger RNA, 1312 nt
Organism: Cucurbita pepo subsp. pepo (vegetable marrow)
Lineage: Eukaryota; Viridiplantae; Streptophyta; Magnoliopsida; Cucurbitales; Cucurbitaceae
Product: putative BOI-related E3 ubiquitin-protein ligase 3
Molecular function (GO): ubiquitin-protein transferase activity
Source: RefSeq, a predicted model, not a curated record